AUGUUAACGAAAAGCCAUGUUGUUUUCGUCAUGGUCGUGUGUGUGGCGUCCGUGUCUAGUUGUGGACAGAAAGCGGAGACCCCCGACUGGCGAAUGACGCUUAAAACCAUUCGCAAUGGCAUUCAUAAAAUCGAUACCUAUCUCAACGCGGCUCUCGAGUUGUUCGGCGGCGACGACGGCUUGUGUCGUUACAAGUGCAGUGACGGUUACAAGCCAGCGCCCCGUCCUGGAUAUAAGCCACCGCCGCCCAAUGGAUGCGGGACGCCACUCUUUGGAUUCCAGUUUGACGUCGGCAUUCCGUCCAUGACCAAAUGCUGCAACCAGCACGACCGCUGCUACGACACAUGCGGCCGUGAAAAGCAAGACUGUGAUGAACAAUUCCAGGACUGUCUGGAGACUAUCUGCAUGAACGUGCAACGGACCCUGGGAUUGGCUCACAGUGUCCAAGCGUGCGAGUCUGCAGUGACGCUCCUAUUCGACGCCGUGAUGCACUUGGGAUGCAAACCCUACUUGGACAGCCAACGGGAAUCGUGCGUGUGUCAGUUCGAGGUGAAGAAGGAGUUGUGA
Molecule: messenger RNA, 567 nt
Organism: Nerophis lumbriciformis (worm pipefish)
Lineage: Eukaryota; Metazoa; Chordata; Actinopteri; Syngnathiformes; Syngnathidae
Source: RefSeq, a predicted model, not a curated record